Molecule: messenger RNA, 1787 nt
Organism: Chanos chanos (milkfish)
Lineage: Eukaryota; Metazoa; Chordata; Actinopteri; Gonorynchiformes; Chanidae
Exons: 7
Coding region: 1-1779 (592 amino acids)
Biological process (GO): cell surface receptor signaling pathway; immune response
Cellular component (GO): external side of plasma membrane; membrane
Molecular function (GO): transmembrane signaling receptor activity
Source: RefSeq, a predicted model, not a curated record
AUGCUGAUCAGCGUGGACUUUCCACUAAGGAAAGACGGUAGCUAUGACGAGCAAGUCCGCACGGAGUUCUGCUCCAGUUGGGAAGAAGUAGACAACAGUGUCAGACAGAACGCCAGCAGGUUUUUAGCCUUGGCACAGGGCAAACCAAAAGUUACCUUGUUCCCACCGUUUAAACUGGUUUAUGUGGGAGAUGAAAUCCACUUAAACUGUAAAGACAGCAGUAGCCCAGUUAAAUGGCACUUCAAUGGUGUACAGCAGAGUGAGACAGAACCAACCCUUCGUAUUCCCACGGCAACAUCUGCCAAUUCUGGCGUCUACGUCUGUGAGAAAGGGGAGAGGAGUGAAGAGAAACGUGUCACUGUUCUGGACUCCCUUCCUCCAGCCUCUCUCUCCAUUAAGAUGGGUUUCCCGGUGAUGAGUGGUGGAGAUGGUGUGGUUGUGGAGCUGACGGUGGAUGAUGGUCUGGAUGACUGGUGGUGUGCGAUAGCGCGAGGAACCGAUCCUAGAAACGUAACAGUAAACCGGUCCAAAAGAGACAUGUUCACAGGCAAACAUUACACAGUCACACUCCAUGUCGAUCUGGAACAUGCUGACCGGGCCAUGGUGUGGUGUGUGAAAAAGUCAACAACAAAACGCAGCAAUGCAAUAAUUCUAAGAAAAACAGAUAGCAUGGUGGUUCUGGAGCCUCCUGUCACCCCUGCUCUUGAAGGAGAGCGUCUGGUUUUGCGCUGUGUGGUUUGGGGAAAUGGACGGAUUGACCAGGUGACGUUUUAUAAGGACAACAGCGUGAUUCGUACGGGUAAAGACCCAAACUUCACCAUCUCCAACGUGACCCAGGCAGAUAAAGCUGACUACAGCUGCCAGGCUGACUACACCUUCAGUACUCUCCACCCAAACGCUGCCGUUCACACCAAGAAAUCUGACCCUCAGCCUCUUCGAGUCAUAGGCUCUCGUGCUCCCCGUGCAUAUCUUUCAGAAUCGAGUUAUCACCUGACCUGUUCAUGCCCCCGGUGUCCAGAUUACCGUGUACUGUAUUACUGGUAUUACCGUGACUCCGCCCAUGAGCAAGGAGAAAAACUCACGUCCAGUCCACCAGGCGAGACCAUGACAGUCACAGACGGGAAAAAACAAUACGCAUGUCAAGCAGUUUGGGACGAUGGAAGGUCUCUCAUGAGUAAAUAUAGUAAAGCUGACCCGGUGCCACCGCCACCGCCUAACAUCGUGGUGCUGAUCAUUAUUCUGCUGAUUGUGCUCGGGCUGGCGAUAGCCCUGCUGGCGUGCUGGCGUAAGCGGAGAGCGGAGGGCGAGUCGACGGGGAGGCGGGGGAAACGGGAGGACGGAGCGGACGGAGGUUACGAAGCCAUCAAAGUCGGGCAGGAGGGCAAGGAGAUCUACCACACUCUGAAGGGUGAGGAGGGCAAAGAGGAGGGAGGAGGAGGCUACGAGGCGCUGAAACAGAGGGAAAAGGAGGUGUACCAGACGCUGGGGGCGGAGGGGGAGGGCGGGUACGAGGCUCUGAAGGGACAAAAGAAGGAGUCGGAGACGUACCACACCUUAGGGCCCACGGGCGCAGGAGGUGACGGAGGGUACGAGGCCCUGAAAGGAAAAGGGAGGGAGACGGAGGUCUACCACACCCUCAAGACCGCAGAGGGUGGAGGUGACGGAGGCUACCAGGCUCUUCAGAAGGCAGAGGGAGAUGGAGGGUAUGAGCAGCUGAAGAUGAAGGAGGUGAAGCAGAAGAAUGAGGACUAUGAAGGAAUCGUGGAGGAGACUGUGUGAGGAGAGAA